GGGGAGAAGAGGUACAGGGUCGAAGACCGACAGAUGAAAGGGCCACUCACUAGCGAGAGGGAGAAGUGCGAGUAAAGCGACCAGACACCAUGUGGACAGGGGGAGGAGAGAGCGCAGAGGAGGCGCGCGAAGGCUGAACGCCCCGCAUCCCGACAGACCCCAGAUCGCAGGAGACGAGCCCGCGCCGAGGGGCGUCCGCGGGCCAGGCGGUGCGGGACGCGUGCGGUCCGAGGGCAGAUCGGGGGUCUCACGUGCCCCUGUCCGCAGCCGCCCGCGAUGAGCGAGGCGAGCCGGGUGUGCGCGGGCUACUACAGCCUCAACCACAGCUUCGUGGAGCCCUUCGAGUGUCCCCGGAGCGGCGAGGGGGCCGCCCUUCUCUACUGCUGCGGCUUCGCCGACCUCAAGUACUGCUGCAGCGAGCCGGGCAGCUACUUCCCCUACAAGCACAGCUAUAUGUGGAGCCUCAGCAUCGGUGCCCUAGUUGGCCUGGGAACUGCUGCCCUUGUUCUACUUGCCUUUGUCAUCAGUGUCUGUGUCCUUUGCUACUUAUUUCUGUACACAAAGCCCCGAAGAUUAGACACUGGCCUUAAACUUCAACACCUAGAGGCUUCUACCACUCAAGAAGGCAACCCAAACAGGAAAGCCAAUGCCCCCAAUUCAAAUGCAGCAUCAAAUUCGACAAUUGAAACAUCCUAUGAAGCUGAUGACAUGAAUCAAGAGCCACCGAUGGAGAUGACACAAAUCAGCACUGUGUAUUAUUAAAAAGCCUGUGCUGUAAAAGCUCACUGGAGGGACAGAGCAAAUAAAAAUAAAGAAUGCAUUUCAAAUACAGUUCAUAAUAAUACUUCUCAAAAAUUCAUCAUGCACAAAGCAAGACGCAGCUGCGCUUUUGAUUUUUCAGUUAAUUUAUUAAAAACCCACUAAGGUUUCUGAUCAUGUGCAGAGAAGUUUACUUUUAUUUGCUAAUUAAGAUGUUCCUGCAGUACAUGAAAUUAUGCUAACACUUCUGGAGAAAUUAAGGAACUUAAGAUAACAAAGACAAGCAAACCUAUGCCAGUGUGGAACAAUGGGAAAUUUAUGUCACAUUAGCAACAUUACACAAGUCUUUGGAUACUUAGCGGCAGUUCGUUUCAUGAGAUGGUACUGGAUACGUAAAUCUCGGAGGGAAUGGUCUUGUAAAAUAGAGGUGGCAUGUUUUUAAGUCUCUUAGACAUGAACCCCUUGCCUUUUUCAGAGGGUUUGUGGGGCGCACAAUGAAUGUAUUGCUUUUAUAAAAGCUAACAUUCGAGAACAGAGUAUGUCACAAUAUAUGAUCUUAAUAAUAAAUAUUUUCAGCUUACCAAGGGAUAACCGUAACACGAAUCCUUCACUGAUAGAGUUCCUAAGGAACUUCUAUAAUGAAAGUUAUCAAACACACAAGUCCUCUGGUUCCACCUAAGCUACUGCAAUAAUACCACAUAGACAUCUAGAAAUAAAACUACAGUUUCUGCAAAUUACAAUUGUCUUAAAAGAUUUUUUAUGCAUAAGUAUGAUUUCUAUUGUAAGAACACAGGCCUGGUGUCUGAAGGAAUGCACUAAGAAAAAAGGAUUAAUUUUCAGCUGGCUCUGCUGAACACAUGUACUGUGCGGUGUAAAGUUAUGGAGUUGGAAGACUAGCCUUUCACAGUGUGUCAGACACAGCUUCUCUGGUCUGAGAGGGGGAAAAAAAAAAAAAAAAAAGGAAAGCCCUAUUGCACUUGGGCAUGCAAGGCUAAGGGUUAGAAACUUGGGACAAUUAGGCUGUCAAAAAUUUUACCAAGAACUGGGGAUAUCUUCUGGACCAGCACUGUGCAGCAGAAGUUUCUGUGAUGAUGGAAAUGUUCUGUGUCUGCCCUGCUCAUAGUAGCCACCAGUCAUCUGUGGCAACUGGGCACUUAAGAUGUCUCUAGAGCAAAUGAAGGAUACCUUUUAUUUUAUUUAAUUAAUCCAAAUUUAAAUAGCUACAUGGGGCUAUACUGAGAACAUAGUUCCAGAUCAUUAUUGACACAUCUGCUGCCUAUGUUGAUUUCAUUUUGGCUAUCUUGAUACACAAAUAAUAAUCAUAGUACUAUAGAUGUUGCCUCAAGUAAAAACCUAGGUUGAGAAAGUUUAGUUAAGGCAGGGGUACAGUUCUACUUUUGUUGUUCAAGGGCAAACGCAGAAGCCAUGAAUGAAACAAGAAGCAGACAAAUUGGUCAAGGCCAGCACAACGCUCACGGUCUCCCAAACUCCUCUUGACCUGUGAGACAUACAGGAGCUGGCCGUGGCUGGAUGUGUCCUGACUUGUGCCCCUGGAAAGGCAUCCCAAUUCUCUGGCAUUCUGCACAUUUUUAAAAAAGUUGGGAGGCAACAAAUGAUGGUCAGAAGACCCUGGGUUUUGUGUGAUUACAAUUGUGCUGGCUUAAGAAGCGUACUCUCCUUGGUUGCCAACUGCCCAGGGAGAUUGAAUCUCAGCACUGGUACUAGUUAUAGUCCCUGCCAAGCCAGGUCACCUGAGGGAGAGCCACAGGGCUCAACCAGUGGACCAAUUGGUAUGUGUCUCUGUUGCUUUGAAGCAGUUGGUGCUUCACACAUUGAGACAAAAUAUUAAGCAAGACAUCUUAUCAAAUCACAGCCGAGUCUAUACAAUGAAAAAUAUACUUUAGAUGAUUUAUUUGGGUGUCACUAACCUAGUGACAGAAUUUAAAUCAGUCACAAAUAAUCUAAAAAUGUAAAACACAUUUCAAAGUAUGUACUUAUGCAUGUAAUUCUGGGGACGUGUCUGAUAAAGAACACAGUAGCUUUAUGUGUUUUUAGAAGACUUAAGUCACUGGAAUUUUUGGUAAUAAUCAAAUCUUAGAAAGAAAAGUGGGUCUAGAAGAAGAGUAGAAAUAACAGGACAUAAGAGGCUCAAAUUAUUUUCUAUGUGGUCUUCUUAUGAGAGCAAUUUCAUCUUUGAAAAAAAUUGUUUAAUAGGAUUUCGAAGUGGAUGAAACCAAACCCCAAUAAAGGCCGUAUCUUUCCUUAAAACUCUCUCAUGGUGUCUCAUUGCUUACAGAUUAAAGUUCAAGCUUCCAAACACGGAACAUAAGACUUCGUUCUCUUGUUCCUGAGAACCUAGAAUGGUAGUCUCAAUUCUUACCACAUCCUGCCUUACAUAAUGCUUGUAAUUCUUGACACACACACAAGUUUUUUUUACUGUGAUCUUUGUUCACGGUACCCACUCGUCCGUAACUGCCAUGAGUUCUAUCUUAAGUCUCCAUCAAAAUCCAAGUCAGCCAUCAUUUCUUUAGGUAGCCUUUUCUCACUUCUCCAGACUAAGUUAAGUAUCCUUCUGUGUUUUUAUGAACGCAUGUUCAGGUCAAUCACUGGAUUUAUUAUACACUGAUGUGUUCUGUUGUUUCUCCCACCAACUAAACUAUGAACCCCUUCAGGGAAGCAAGUGAGUCUUAUUAAUCUCUGUA
Molecule: messenger RNA, 3461 nt
Organism: Acinonyx jubatus (cheetah)
Lineage: Eukaryota; Metazoa; Chordata; Mammalia; Carnivora; Felidae
Gene: SHISAL2B
Product: shisa like 2B
Exons: 3
Coding region: 277-762 (161 amino acids)
Source: RefSeq, a predicted model, not a curated record